GCACAAUCUAUAAGCAUUAUUGAGGUGGGCUUAUCUAAUCGAUAAGAUAUCGCGUAAACUAAAACGGUUAUAAAACAAAACAUUUCCAUUCUCAGUGAGUAAGUCGUUUUAUUAGUGUUCUGGUGUGAACAACAAUCUGGAAGCAGUAAAAUGAGUGUGCCUUUGAAUUGGGAAAAGGCUAAUGUGAGGAGCAGAAUAAGUAGCCGAGCAGUCCAAGGUGGACGAGAUACUGAUGGCACGGAAAUGUUUGUUGGGCGUGCCUUUUACAACAAUGUAUGGCUGCCAGCUAAAGUAAUUCCGUCGAAAAAUGCCUGUUAUGUGGCAUACAAUGGGGUGGAAGUUCAUGUAGAAAAUUUUGAAGUACUUAUCGGCUCAACCGAUUUUGUAUGGGAGCCCGCCAGUGAUGGUGGUGUUCCAGCAGGUGCUGUUACAACAGGUAGAGAUGGCAACGAAGAAAUUUUCGUUGGUCGGGGUCCGUUCCUAAAUUCAAUAACUGUUGGAAAAGUUCAUCCCAGCCAUCGUUGUUUAUACCUCGGUUAUAAUGGCAGGGAAGAGAAGGUUCGAAGCUAUGAAGUUCUCGUCUACAAGAAGCUAUCGUGGGUAUCGAGCAGCAUUCGAGAUGUUUUACCGCGUGAUGCUGUUCUUGGUGGCCGUGACUCUGAUGGAUCUCCGAUUUACGUCGGAAGAGCGUCUCACGAUGGUGCUACACUGAUAUGUAAAAUACUUCCAAGCAAGCAAGCUGCAUAUGUAGCUACGAACGGUGCUGAAAUUACGAAAUUACAUUACGAAGUUUUGGUUGGUCGCACUGUAAGAUGGAAAGCAGAUAAGAAUGGAAAAGUUCCACGGGAUGCAUUCGCUGCCGGACGAGCAACAAAUGGCGAGACUUUGUAUAUUGGAAGAGCUCCACACAAUGGUAGUUUGACGAUUGGAAAAGUUCAUCCGACUCAUGGCUGUUUGUAUAUGCCGUAUGGUGGAUCCGAAGUUUCUCAAAAGGAAUAUGAAGUCUUGACGGGAAUUUAAAAUGUCUUAUGAUUAAAAAGUCGUUUUGUCAAUGGGACAAGUAGAUGAUGACUAUUUUGAAUAUAAAUUUUUAUAUUAUGUGGCUAGCACUUAGUUAAAACUUUUCUUUACUUUUCAAGUCGAAAUAACGCGAAUAUCUGUUA
Messenger RNA from Bradysia coprophila, 1163 nucleotides. Its product is annotated as pfs47 receptor-like. NCBI's taxonomy places the organism in Eukaryota, Metazoa, Arthropoda, Insecta, Diptera, Sciaridae. The record is from RefSeq and is a predicted model, not a curated record.